AUGUUUCCCUCCUCAUCUCAUCCACCAACCCUCCACACCACCGCCCCAACGCCUUCCACAACCCUCUUCACCGUCUCGACCCGGUCCCCAUCGCACACCCUCCUCGCGCGCAGCCUGCACUACCUCGCCCUCCUGUUGCGUGUAAUAGUCGGAAUCGCCAUCAUCGUUCUUUUCUGGGCGAAGUGGAGGCAGCGCGGUGGGGACGAGGCGCAGGGCUUAGGAGAGACGGCAUGGUAUGAAGACAUGGUGCUGAGCAGUCCGGUGGGGCAGAUGGCGGGAUGGGCGGCGCGAGGGCUGAGCUGGACGUGGGUUGUGGGUGGAACUAUGAUAGGUGGGUGGGCAGUUACGAGGAGGGGGUAUACUGAAGAGUCCCUCCUCGUGCUCCGCGGGCUCGGUAUACAGACCUCAAGCUCCUCGCCCACGUACCUCUCAACGCCGACAACGCGGUUUAUCCCCACGACCGCGAUACAAGACAUCUUCAUUCACGAGGCGUUCAAGGGGUUUGAGGUCAGGUUUUAUCUCGCUAUUGUGGUGCAGGGGGAGGAAGAUGUUGUGGUUGUGUUUCCUACGCUUCUGCCCAACCGGCAUAUACUGGAGACGGUGUGGAGAGGCGCGCGGGCUUGUCUUUACGAGCCAGCUGCAGCGAAAGCAUGA
Molecule: messenger RNA, 654 nt
Organism: Coniosporium apollinis CBS 100218
Lineage: Eukaryota; Fungi; Ascomycota; Dothideomycetes
Exons: 3
Coding region: 1-654 (217 amino acids)
Biological process (GO): GPI anchor biosynthetic process
Cellular component (GO): glycosylphosphatidylinositol-N-acetylglucosaminyltransferase (GPI-GnT) complex
Source: RefSeq, a predicted model, not a curated record